CCCGCCGCCAAAACCUCCCCACGCAGCACCAGCCAUCCACGUCCGCACCGCACCAGCAGCUAGCAGCAGCACCGCAGCAGCGGCCGACGACAACUCGCUUACUGAUGGCGUCGCUCACCAUGAUGGCGCCCUCCUUCGCGGCAGUGGCGGCGGCCGCACCCUCCCGCCGCGGCAGUCUCGCCGUGGCCAGGGCCGCCAAGGUCGAGCGCGGCCACCAGCAUCAGGAGCCCGCGAGGCUGGCGGCGGCCGCCGCCGGGGAGGCGCCCGCCGAGGGGCGCCGCGCCGUGAUGCUCGCGGCGGCGGCGGCGGCCGUCGCGGCCGUCGGCGGCGCCGGCGCCGCCACGGCGGGCCCCAAGAACGGGAGCCCCGAGGCGAAGAAGAAGUACGCGCCCAUCUGCGUCACCAUGCCCACCGCCAAGGUCUGCCACAACUGAGGCCUAGGCCGAGCACGCUACGCGAGCUGCUGGUAUGGUAUAUAACGCGCGCGCGCCGCACGGUUCGCCUCUCCCUGUUGAUGCAUGAUUCUUCGAGCUUAGAUGAGACGGCUUGCAUGGCCCGGUCGCCAUGGACGGUCUCAAAGUUGUAAUAAUAUUGUUGCAAAUUUGAAGAUAAAACCGUUCCUGCUUCGUUACA
Panicum virgatum (switchgrass) is the source of this 633-nucleotide messenger RNA. Its product is annotated as photosystem II 5 kDa protein, chloroplastic-like. The transcript has a single exon. The coding region runs from base 105 to 434 and encodes 109 amino acids. The record is from RefSeq and is a predicted model, not a curated record. Lineage: Eukaryota; Viridiplantae; Streptophyta; Magnoliopsida; Poales; Poaceae.